Messenger RNA from Aureobasidium subglaciale EXF-2481, 6078 nucleotides. RefSeq lists its product as uncharacterized. Gene Ontology annotation, biological process: retrograde transport, endosome to Golgi; intracellular protein localization; endocytosis. Gene Ontology annotation, cellular component: Golgi apparatus; endocytic vesicle; membrane. The coding region runs from base 1 to 6078 and encodes 2025 amino acids. Gene Ontology annotation, molecular function: protein binding. The transcript is spliced from 4 exons. The record is from RefSeq and is a predicted model, not a curated record. Lineage: Eukaryota; Fungi; Ascomycota; Dothideomycetes; Dothideales; Saccotheciaceae.
AUGGCGACGGAUCAGAAUGGCCCGCCUCCGGUGGCCGACUCGACCCUGCAACUCGACGUAGCCAAGCUUCAUGCUCUCCCCUCGGAACAACAGGACCUAUACCUCUUGACCUUCACCUCUGACCUCUCUCGCUAUGUAAUCUCUCUGGACGAAGAUGGAGCUUCGGCCCAACAAGUCUGGGUCAAGAAGGAGCUCCUUCAAAUCGUCAACCUUCCAUCACCCGCUCCCACACGUGUCAUUCGCAACAACCUGGCUUCGUCCUUCGCAUACCUCUUCACAAAAGGCAAUCGCAAGCUGCUAUACGAGUCUAUCAAUGAUCUUGUCGCCGUAUUGAAUGCUGGGAAAGAGAAGCCUCUUAAGGCUAAGCAUGCCGCUGUACACUGCUUGGGUGCCAUUUUCGAGGCCGCUGGUGACAGUGCUAUUAGUCUCUCCAGCUUGGCUUGUACUUCGGUACUGCGCACACUCAAAUCCGCUUCCACUCAUGCAGGCUUGCGGAGUGCCGUAUACAGAGCUUUGGGAAAUGUCGCUAGGGGCAUCGGCAGCUCCAUCGACGAGAGCGUCGCAAAGGAAACUUGGAAGUCGGCACGUAACGCUGCCUCGAAUGACAAGGCUCUGCUGGUUCAGAUGCAUGCUUGUUGGUGUCUUGAGCAAUUGGCCACUUGCACAUCUUAUUACGACAACUCCAAUGAUUUCGAGAAGCUGCAGACUGCUUUGUGGAAAGUAAUGGACAGCCCUUCUGUUUCUGUACGACAUGCUGCAUCGACUUGUAUGGCCGCCGCUCUAGUCAAGAGCUUCUCUGAAGCCCCUGUGCGAGAUGUUCUUCCUCCGAAGAAAUCGAAGAAGUCAAAGAAACAAGGAGCCGCUGACGAAGGUGAAGAGGACACUGAGCGCCCAGCCACACCCGUCUCUUCUAAGCCCAUCACUUCUCUGGCGUUCAGCCUGCUGGAUAUUAUGCGUCAGCUGUCUACUCAUUACUGUAAACCAGUGGCCUCCAAUCGUUCUCGUGCUGCAAUCGCUAUAUGCUACAAGCAAAUCUUUACCGCUUUAGGUGAGAGCGUUGUGGAGAGGCAGUACGGUGUGAUAGCCAAACACCUCUUCACCGAGCUACUAAGCCAUCCGAGUCUUACAUAUCACCGCUACCGCGCUCUCAUGACCAGGAAGUUUGUUCGCAUCAUUCUUCAGGAUGUUGUGGGAGGCAUGCUUGGCGAAACAUCACAGUUGAAUGCUGCUCGAUUCCUAAUGAACGACAUCAUCAAGGACUACCCCCAGGUCAUCAAAGAACGGCUUGAACCUGGAAAACAAACGCUCACCGCUGCCUUGAGCGCGCUGGCAUCACUUAUGGACAGACUAGACGCUGCUGUGAGCAUCAUCGCGGAGAACUGCCGCGAAUCUCUCCUGCAAGUUCUGCAACACCCAAGUUAUACUGUCCAAGUUCACGCUUCGAGGUGUAUGAGAUCCUUUGUGUUGGCUUGUCCACAACAGCUGCUUCCCACGGUAACGAUAUGUAUGAACAGUGUCAAUCGUGAAAUCGGUCUACUUACUGGUCCUCGACAAAGCCCAAGAAGAUGUGCUGGAUACGCAAAUGGUCUUGCUGCAGUCUUGAGUGCCUCAAACAAGCACCCUCUGUAUGGCUCUGUUGAUGUCUACGCUCGAGUACUUACUCAAGCUACUGGCCUGCUCAAAUCUAGCAGUAAUUCUGACUUGCGAGUCUCCAGCACUCAAGUGCAGGUCGCUUGGAUCAUGAUUGGUGGACUCAUGUCAUUGGGACCUAAUUUUGUCAAGAUACAUCUUUCACAACUGUUACUAAUGUGGAAGAAUGCUCUUGCUCCUCCGAACAAGGAGAAUAUGGCACGUCAGAGUCAACUUGAGUUGAGUUUCCUCGCUCAUGUUCGUGAGUGUGCACUGGGAUCUGUCAAGGCUUUCUUACAUUACAACAUCAAGCUUCUGACCUCUGAUGUAUCGAGACGUCUUGCGAGCAUGUUGCAAAGCACGGGCGCGUUCCUAGCUAUAUUGCCUGAGAAGAAGACGUCUGAGGACAGUUCGCAACGUUUAUCGCCUGCUCUACAGCUAGCAGACUUCGACUUGAUGGUCAGACGCAGAGUCUUCCAGUGUUAUACCGCGCUUGUGACCGCAAGUCCAGCUGCAGCUUCUGAGAUUGCGACGCAAUCAAACGUCUUGCCACUAGCUGUAUCAUCGUUCGCGGAUCCGGACCGUCUGGGCCCUUCGUCGCUGAGUGUAGCAAUCGCCAGUUCUUCUGGCGCACUUGACAAUAUCUGGGGUGUCGGUGACAAUAGUGGGUUCGGUGUCAAUGGUUUGAUCAACGGGUUGGACUACACCCCUCUCCCGUUUGAAAGACAAGGUGACUCUGAAGACCACUGGACCACACGGCAUAAUUAUGAGGCUAUGAUAGAUCGAACGCUUCUCUCACCAAUUGGUGGAGCAUGGGAGCAUGAUUCAACGACAUCUUAUGUUACACAUGAAACACCUCAAUCACACGAACAGCCACAACCGCCUGCUACGGAGGUGGUCAAUAGCGCGAUAGGCAUCUUCGCUUUGGCAUUUCCCCUUCAAUCGCCAAGGAUACAAGACAGUAUCUUAGAACAAGUGAAUUCAUUCUUGACGUCGCCUUCCGUACAGAAGAGCAUCGUACAGAGAGCAGCACUCAGUGCGAACGUUGCAUUGGCUCUCCUGAUAACGUCCAAAGUCCUGACUGGUCAAGUCAGGGGACUGGAAGGCAAGCUUCAGAGUGCUAACGCUGAAAAGAAUAUGCAAAAUCUCCUUCACAGUUUCAUCGCAGAUCCUGACGAAAGUGUUCGCCAUAUUGCUGCACAAGCUCUAGGACGCCUUUGUGAAGUUGGUGGUAACGACUUCACUUCACGCGAGAUCAAUUACUUGAUUGAAACAAUCGUAUCGAACACCGAACCAUAUGUGCGCUCUGGCUGCGCCCUGGCUUUGGCUUGUAUUCAUAACUCGCUUGGCGGUAUGGCAGCCAGUUUCCAUCUGAAGAAUAUCCUUGGUAUAUUCAUGUCUCUUUGCGCCGAUCCUCAUCCUUUGGUCCACUUCUGGGCUCUUGAGAGUCUAAAGAGGAUUGUUGACUCUGCUGGUUUGACAUUCUCGGGCUAUGUCUCGAGUACGAUUGGCCUGCUUGGCCAGCUGUAUAUGCUAGACACGCACAAUGCCGAGACUGGACCAUUGGCUUCUUCCAACCUGGAAGUUGAUCUGGAGACUACUGCUGCCAAUGUCUGCUGCGUUGACGCCAUUAUCAAUGUGAUGGGUCCAGAUCUUUCCGAGAUGGCCAAACCUCGUGGCAUGGUACUGACUCUGAUCCGCCAAUUCCAGACAGAAAGCGAUGUUCUGGUCUUAGUCGAAAGCACCAGGUGUCUAGGCAAUCUCUCCAUGUAUGCGCCAGGUCACAUGGAGUUUGAACAAUACGUGAAGCGCUUGCAGGCUGAUCUUGACUCUUCAUCGCCCGAGAUUCGUGACAUGGCUAUCAGUGGCCUGGCCAACCUCAUGCGAAGGGACGCUGAGGACAUUGUGCGCGUCGCGAGUCCGGGGCUCGAAGAAAAGCUCUGGGAUGUACUCGAUCAGAAUCCAGCUCAAGAGACGAUCAAGGAAAUCUUUGUCAACUGGUUGUCACAGACUGGGCUAGCAGAUACUGCAGGCUGGAUUCAGAGGUGCAACUCAGUCCUCACGAAGGCCAAGGCUCGCGUUGACACUGCAUCUCAAGCUGAGGCAGCAGCUAAGAAGGCAGCAACUACUGAUCUGCAAGAUGAAGAAGUCGCAGGUUUUGCUGCCGGAGCAGGCACGAAGGAUGAAGACGCCUCCGCACCCACGUCAAGCCAAGAGCUCAUGAGAUGGCAAGUACGACUAUUUGGCAUGAAUCUUCUCAACAGUCUGCUGGAUACUAUUGUCAAGGAGUCGGCCAUCAACGAAGACAUUCCUGCUCUGGCUUCGCUACAACAAAGGAUAGCAGAUGUCGUACGCGUCGCCUUCUCUGCAUCCACCGCUAACGUCGUUGGCCUUCGUAUCUUGGGUCUGCACAUCAUUGAUCAAGUGCUCAGGCUGUUCGGUGGUGUACCUGACCCCGACUUUACUGAGGCCAUGCUCCUUGAGCAAUACCAAGCGCAGAUCAGCUCUGCUCUGACACCUGCAUUCGCCGUUGACUCGUCUCCCGAAUUGGCUGCAGAAGCGAUCAACGUCUGCGCCACUUUCGUGUCGACGGGCAUCGUAACAGACAUCGAUAGGAUGGGCCGCAUCCUAAAGAUUCUGGUGGCUGCCCUCGAAACUUUUGCGAGCUCUACCGAGACCUCUUCUAUAGGAGAGCUCAAAGGUCUGAGCCCCAAUGCUCAAGUCAUGGUGCGCAUGUCGGUGUUUUCCGCUUGGGCUGGCCUGCAGAUUGCCACUGCGGAUCAGAAAUACUUGGUCGACGUGGUCAAGCCGCAUGUUGCAAAGCUGACUCCGCUAUGGCUUUCAUCCCUUCGAGAGUACUCUCGGCUGCGCUUUGAGCCGGAUAUCUCAAAUAAUACCAGCUCAAGCUCAUUAUCAGACGACCUGGAAACAGUCUACGCAGCAUUGAAUCGCGAGACUUUGCUCAAAUUUUACCAAGACUCAUGGCUGAGCCUCGUAGACGCCAUUGCCAGUCUGAUCGAUGAAGACAGUGAGUUUGUGUUCGACGCACUCGACGGCAAGACAGAAGCCGAUGCGAAUGGUACCUCCACUGUGUCACGCGGUACCGACAUCAACUAUCGUGAAGAACCUGUUGCAUUCUUCUUCGUCCUCUUCGGUCUUGCAUUCGAAGCUCUCGCUAGUAAGCCUGGCGCGGACUCGGCAACGGCAAGAGCACAAAAGCUGGAGAUUCUGCAGGCCCUCAAGAGAAUUCUUCGCCCUUCGAUCUCCGGUAAUGCCAUCUACCAGGAAGUCAUCUUCAAUGAGACGAUGGAUCUAUUCGAUCGAAUGAUCCUCACCGAGCCGUCGAACGUACAGACUGUCAUUGUCGAGAUUGCGAGAAACCUUUGUGUAGGUCAUCCUUCUUCAAGACAAGGCAUGAGUGCAGACGAUCAUCUAUCUGAUGACAUCGACCAACUUUUCGAACUGACUCGAAUCAUUGUACUUGUGCUGGCAAGCAUUGUGCCCGGUCUGGCAGAAAGUCCCCGCCCCGUACGUGCCGAUAUCUCAGACGAAGCAGUCACACUAGCACGCCUCUCAUUGGAUGCACUGGUCGAUGCUUCCGAAGUCUUCCCCUCCAUCAUCAGGGCAGAUCUUCAUGCAUGUAUCUUCCAGAUCUUUGUCACCAUCAUGAGCACCGGUGCCUGCCAGGCGACCUUGAUACCACAAGCAUUGCCCAUAUUCCGCCGCUUCAUCAGUGGAGUUGGCUCUGAGCCUAGCGAUGAUACUAAGAAGCAAAUCCGCAGCACAUUGUCACGCUUCCUGGUGAUUCUCAAGAAUGCCCAAAAGCGUGAAUUUGAAGCUUCUCUGCCAUGUGAGAAGAACACGAUAUUGGCAGGCACAAUGCUCAUCACUUCUGCAAAUGCUGCCUUUGAGGCCAAUGACCCUGUCUUACUUCGCUUUGUCACAGAGUUGACAGAGUGUCUGGACAAUCCAAUGACUACAAAGAUGGCUGCUGGUUGCGUCAGAACAUUGCUCGUCGUACCCAUCCGAGGUGCUGCACAAUCGGCCAUCUUAUCACGUCUACUGCCUCGCCUAGUUACUUUCCUCACCACACCUUCUGACCUCGAAGGCAUUGAGCAAAGUCGUGCUAUCGUCGCACAAAGCCUCACCACUUCUCUCUCCUCUCUCCCUGCCGAGAAGAAACUCGCAGGCUUUGCACUCCUCAUCCCUACCUUGCUUGCUCGUGCUCAAAAAGAGCCAGGCGACAGUGUACAGAAAGACACCGCGGCAAGAUUACUAGAGUUGGCGAGUAAUGAUGCCAACGCAUUUAGAGGUGUUGUGAGUAGAUUAAAUGCAGAGCAAAAGGCGCUGAUGGAAAGAGUCAUCAAGGGACCUCAGGGACCUAAGCAAGAAAUCAGGGAAGAGGUUGAGGAGAAGGAACCGACGAUUGCAUUGAAGAUGAACUUUUGA